CGGGUCGGGUCCGCUCCGCCUGUCAGUACCGCUGCUGCUGCUGCUGCUGCUGCCGAGGGGGACAUUGUCGCGGCGACUGUGGAGCACCAGCAACGAACCAAAGUUCACCCCAAUAAACACAAGCUGAAUUAAAGCCACACGGAAGAUUCAUUUUCUCUAAACAAGCAAACACUUCAACCCCAGACUCCCGCCCGGUUCCUCCAAGCUGCUAUUAUUCCUCACAGAAAGUGCAUCUGAUCUUGUAUCCAGUUAAUGGGAUUUCUUCAAGAGUUUCAUGAAAACACCACAGCAUGUUUAUGAGUUAGGGGUGUCGUGGACUUUCUAAAUCUGCUCACGAACGCCUAGCAGGUUUUAUGGUCUCCUUGACGGUAACCUGUUCUCUCGACUACGGAAGAAAGAAAGAAAUCAGUCGGCUGGUCGCACUGCUGGAUCGCUGUGAAGUGUUUACAUGAGGUAACACCAGGCCCAACAUCACCAUCUCAGUGGUUUUUGAGCUGAGAAAUGGGCCAGAAAAUCUCAGGGAAUAUAAAGUCUGUGGAUGUUAGAGAACCAGCCUACAGGCCCUUGAAGCGGGAGUUGCGAGGUCCUGACUUUUGCAAACCAACGCGACUUGAUAUGCUACUGGACAUGCCGUCGGCGUCUCGGGAGGUUCAGCUCAAACAUGCCUGGAACAAUGAAGACCGGUCGCUGAACAUUUUUGUCAAGGAAGACGACAAGGUCACCUUCCACAGACACCCGGUGGCCCAGAGCACGGACUGCAUCCGAGGCAAAGUUGGAUAUACGCGAGGCCUACACGUCUGGCAGAUCCACUGGCCCACCAGGCAAAGAGGAACGCACGCGGUUGUUGGCGUGGCCACGGCGGAAGCUCCGUUGCAUUCUGUGGGCUACACCUCGUUAGUCGGCAGCAAUAAUGAAUCGUGGGGCUGGGACUUGGGUCGUAACAAACUCUACCACAACUGCAAAAACCAACCAGGAUCACUUUACCCGGUGUUUUUGGAGCCAGAUGAAUCUUUCGUUCUGCCAGAUAGUUUCUUAGUGGUUUUGGACAUGGAUGAGGGGACGCUGAGUUUCAUCGUGGAUGGACAAUAUCUAGGUGUGGCCUUCAGAGGACUUAAAGGGAAAAAAUUGCAUCCUAUAGUCAGUGCAGUCUGGGGGCACUGUGAGAUAACAAUGAGGUACAUCAAUGGAUUAGACCCUGAGCCAUUGCCUUUAAUGGACAUGUGCCGAAGAUCCAUUCGCCUUUCUCUAGGCAGAGAGCGACUGCCGGAGAUAGAAACUCUACCAAUGCCAGCUACUCUGAAGAAUUAUUUACAAUACCAGUGAUGAAUAAACUGGUACUAAACUAACAAAAAUAUCAAUGCAAAGCGAUGGAAAGAUGCAGUUUACAUAAUAUUUUAAUCUGUGGAGGACACCAUAGUUGUUUGAAAUAGUGACUUCCAAAUAGACUCUAUUUAGCAGAACCAGAAUUAGGAGAUAACAUUGUCUGAAUUAAGAGAAUUAUUUGCGGUGUUUAAGAAAAAACCCCUAUUUUAACAGUCAAACAGUAACUCAUGAUAUCCUCUUCAUCCAUGAAUCCUCUAUAUAUGCGUAUGUAAUUUAGCUUAUUGCCCCUUUCGAUCUACAUUGUUCAAAUGCAUUGUGUGAAAUUAGCCGGGUAAUCACGAGGAUAUCUUCUUGGUAUUGUUUCUGUUUACAAUUGAAACCGAACGUGCAACUCGAAGAGAUCCUAGAAGCCAAUGAUCAGAUGAUGCACAUGAUCAAAAGGGGCUGUUAGACAACAGCUAACUGCAGAUAUUGGCAUGAAAAUGUUUACUAGUGUGCUAUUGAUUUUAGCAUGACUGAUUUGGGAUCUCGCUGUUCAGGUACAGUGACAAUGUAUGCCUAUGAACCUGUAUGCAAGAGCUUCUAGUGGCAAAUUCCCUCAGGAAGCUUUGCAUGAAUUUUGUAACACUACUGGAAGGUCACACAAUAUUCAAUCUUACAACGCUCAAGUCACUUUUUUAAAUGGAACAAAGUUUUACAAAAGCUUUUACUUCAUUCAGGCUUGUAAACUUUGUUCAUUGCAAUGUACUGUUUUGUGUCGGAUAGUUUGUGCAGAAUCGGUGAGACUAUAACUCCAGUCCUUUCACUGACGGAGUCCAGUCAUUUCACUUCUGCUCAGACCAGACCUUUUUAAAGAUGCUGCUGCUUAAUUUUCUUUGACCUGUUUUUCAUAGUGUCUGCCUGAUCAAUUUAUUUAGUUUUAAAACUGGAAGUUGUUGCAGUUGUAGGGUGUCGAAUGUAAGGACAGUGUUGCCUUCAGAGUUUUAAAUGUGAAUUCACUGAAUGACAAAGUUUCUAAUAAAGUUUACUGUCCAAAUGAA
Amblyraja radiata (thorny skate) is the source of this 2363-nucleotide messenger RNA. RefSeq names its product SPRY domain-containing SOCS box protein 1. Gene Ontology annotation, cellular component: SCF ubiquitin ligase complex. The transcript has 4 exons. Bases 502 to 1323 code for a protein of 273 amino acids. NCBI's taxonomy places the organism in Eukaryota, Metazoa, Chordata, Chondrichthyes, Rajiformes, Rajidae. The record is from RefSeq and is a predicted model, not a curated record. Gene Ontology annotation, molecular function: protein binding. Gene Ontology annotation, biological process: proteasome-mediated ubiquitin-dependent protein catabolic process.